AUGGGGCUAAUGACUGUGUCAACCGACGACGAUAGCCCCCUAGACUACUAUUCUACAGACGAUGACCUUGAAACGCGACAACAUAUACAAGACCCUCUAUGCCACGUAUCAAGGGAAGAAGCGCUACGUUUGUGCAAGGCGUUUGCAGAAGAAACCAACAUCAUGUAUCCAUUCCUCGACAUGGACAAGAUUAUACGUCAUAUUGAAGGACUUAGAACAUCCGAUGAUGCGAAUGGAAGCUGGAUGAUCUCGGGUGAUGACAAAGAUGUUAUCGCCCUUGUGCUAGCAAUAUCUCUAAUGAGAGAAAGUGCUGGGGAGAGCGAGCUGGGCAGGUCACUGUUCCAUUCGAUCAAGAAUCGAUUGGAAAGGAGGACGUGGGCUCCGAUAUCUGUCACCGGUAUCAAUGUUUUUGUUCUAGCGGCUCGGUACUAUUUCUAUGCGGAUGAAGACGAAAGAAUGGCUUGGCGAACAAUCGGUAUUGCGGCGAGACAAUGCCUUGAAUUAGGACUCCACCAUGUCCAAGGAUACUCGAACUUAGAGGAAGAAGAUUCUCGGCCGGCCCUCAUCCUAUUCUGGUCGGUUUUUGCCCUAGAUCGCCGUUGGAGUUUUGGUACUGGGUUGCCCUUCUCGAUACAGGAGGCAGAUAUCGACCCAUCCCUGCCAGAGCCAGAUGAUUCCUAUAUCUAUCUCAAGACCAUGAUUCCGUACUGUCGAAUAAGUUCCAAAGUCUGGUAUGCCGGUCUCGGUACAGGAGAGAUCUCGAAACUACGAAGGGAUUGCAUGGAAAACCUCGACUCUCAGGUCCUCCAAUGGUACGAACAGAUGCCAGAAUCUCUCAAGUGCCCAAAUCCAUACUGCACUGAUGUCGGCCUAAAUACGGUUCUGAGAAGACUCCAAAUUCAAAUGUAUAUCCGGACCAACAUCAUGCGCAUCUUGAUCUACCGGCCGAUUCUCUAUAACUACGCCAAUAUCUUGCAAAAUAUGCCGCAUGCGGUGCUAUGUGUGCACCUUGCGAAAGACACGAUACGUAUCCUAUAUCAGACGCACAAGGCAACCGAGAUCUACAAGUCUCAGCAGACACUAUUCAACUUUUUUGUCUUGUCUUCUCUGGCAAUUAUCUUUUUAGCGUGUUUUCAUGAUCCGGCAGACUUCUGUGCAUGUGUCCAAGAAGAAGUCUUCAUGGCCCUUGAACUCAUCAAGGCCGUGAGCUCCAGGUCGCGAGUUGCGAGACGACUGUGGAAAGCCAUUCGAGAUCUUCGGGAGGUGGGUGAGAGACUCGGUGUCCUAUCCCCCGCCAGUCCUGUCGAGAGAUAUCAAACCUCAACUGUAGAUCAUGGCACUUAUAUCCAGCCACCACCUCCUGUACAUGGCGGGAACGAGGCUAACGUUCCAAUGACCGGGACCAUAAUGAGUGCUGAACUGACCAAUCUGCUGGAGGAAAUUGGGAUGUAUCACCCUCUCACUACUGAACACUCUGGCGAGGGUAAUGGGAAUAACGAUGUCUUCCGCCGUCCUUCAGAGCAAUCAUCGUGGGAGCAUUCCACCUCACCUCAGUGGAGCAACGUUGAUAGCCUAACUGAGGUCCUAAAUCCACUAUUCUGGAAUAACUGA
Molecule: messenger RNA, 1611 nt
Organism: Penicillium daleae
Lineage: Eukaryota; Fungi; Ascomycota; Eurotiomycetes; Eurotiales; Aspergillaceae
Product: fungal specific transcription factor domain-containing protein
Exons: 3
Coding region: 1-1611 (536 amino acids)
Biological process (GO): DNA-templated transcription; positive regulation of transcription from RNA polymerase II promoter by galactose
Cellular component (GO): nucleus
Molecular function (GO): zinc ion binding; DNA-binding transcription factor activity, RNA polymerase II-specific; RNA polymerase II cis-regulatory region sequence-specific DNA binding
Source: RefSeq, a predicted model, not a curated record